CAAAACUAACUUAUGAAUACAGUCAUGAAGAGUUUGUAAAAUACAAAAUAUCAGAGGGGUAAAAUAGAAAUUUGAACAGAAACUGGCUGUUCAGACAUAUGAAAGAUAUGGUGUGUCAGAGUUUCAGAAGCCUUUCCCAUGCUUACUUCCUCUCUAUAUCUCUCCUUAAACAAGAAAAUAAGUAAAAGAAAUAAACCGACUAUAGAAAUUUUUUUAUCCUCUCACUUGAAAAUGCAAGAUAUUCAUGAUUACUCUAUGACCGGAGGCGGAGGAGGAGGAAGCACAGAGAGAUUUUACGGUGGGGGAGGAGGUGGCGAUCGGAGGAUGAGAGCUCAUCAGAACAAUAUUCUUAACCAUCAUCUCAAGUGUCCUCGUUGUAAUUCUCUUAACACAAAGUUUUGUUACUACAACAACUACAAUCUCUCUCAGCCUCGACACUUUUGCAAGAACUGCCGUCGUUACUGGACCAAAGGCGGCGUCCUCCGUAACGUCCCCGUCGGAGGCGGUUGCCGGAAAGCCAAACGUUCCAAGCCUAAGCAGGAUCAGCCUCCGUCCUCCGCCGACAAACCAACGACUCAAGACGUUGAGGAGAAAUCAAGUAGCAGCGAGAGCUCUUCUCUUACCGCCUCUAACUCCACUACCACAGCGGCCGCCGUGAAGGUUGCUUCCUCGGGGUUUAUGGGCACGGAUAUGCCUAAUAGUAUCAAACAGUACGGAAACGGUGUCGUAUGGUCGACGUUUUUCGGACAGGGCUCAUCGGACGGUGGAGUUUUCUCCGAGACCAACGGUUUUGCCGCGGCGGCAACGAUUGAAACGACUCCGUUUGAAUACGGGGGUAGUUCCGUAAAUCAACAGUGUAUAGGUGAUCAUCUAAAGUUUGCAGGUAAUACUGUACAGCAGCAGUUUGGGGAUCGAACGGCUCAGGUAGAUCCUAAUAUGGGAUUUGAACCGUUGGAUUGGGGAAGUGGCGGAGCAGAUGAUCAAACACUCUUUGAUCUAACGAGUACCGUUGAGCAUUCAUACUGGAGUCAAAGUCAAUGGACGUCGUCUUCUGACCACCAAGAUGAUCAGAAUGGUCUGUAUCUUCCUUAAUUCUCACAGCUUAUAUUCUUCUUCUUAACACAAAAUAUACACAUAAGGUAAAGUUUGAUGAAGUUAUUUUUUAUUAUGGGGUUAAAUUCGGGAUUUAAUUAUAUAAAUAUAUGACUUUUUGUGAAUUAUUAAUAAGUAUAAAAUUUACCUCUUGUUUCUUAGUUUGUUGUAAUACCCUAAGAGUGCAAAUUUAUGUGGAAUUAAUGGUUUUAAUUUGGCUUCGGUUAACAUAUCGUUUUAUAUUUGAUCAGAUUUUAAUUUUUUGGGAUUUUUUCUCUCUAAUGAUGUGUCUAGUAAAUUUGUAUGUUGAUUGGUCAUACGAGACAUUGUCUUCUGCUUCUUUGAUUAUUUGUAUACUUUUGUUUAAUUAAAGUGUGAUCACUGAUCAGCUUCAUAGAGUAGAUAUGUUAGCUCUUCCUUAACCUGUGAUAAAUCGUGAAUAAACAAUAUGGAAACUCGAUGUCUUAUGAGAUGUUAUCUUCGAAAACUCAUAAUAUCGAGUUUUAGAGUCGAAUAAAAGCAAGCAACUAACUAUAUGUUCCACAUCACAGCUUACACUAUGUAACUGAAAUACGAAAACUCCAUGAAUUACCUUCGUAGUAUUAAACAUUAAUUCAUUUAUAGUAAACUAUUAAUUAAAAACUGCUCGAAAAAUCUUAGGUUUGGAUAUUUUUUUUCUUCUAUGGCGAAUAGAAAAUUUCGGGAAAAUUGUACGGAAGAACGAGAGAGUCGUGCCGUCGCGUGGUUAAAGCCAAUAAACUACGGUUGAUUGCGCAUGGGACCUACGUGUUAGUGUCCUAAUCUCAUGCGCUACUUGCAUUCCACGUGGCUAGGACCAGGUCCCACUUCACGUGCUUAACGUUGAUGGCUGACGUACUUUAAUCAAUGGUCGGCUUGUCGUUUUCUCCAACUCCCAUUCGUUGCUCGUAGAAGAAAGACUCCAAAGAUCUAGAGUACGGAUCUUCUGUGAUUAAGUUAAAAACACAACGUGGGCCAUUAGAUAAGUGAAAACUCUUAAACGCAUGUAUACGCCGUGUGAUCUGAAUGGUGUCAGCGCAAAUCAAUGGUGAUGAUGAUAAGGGGUCCAUAUUAGGUGGUAUGUAGGGAAACACUUGAGGGAGAGUAGGUCCAAUAAGGCAUGUGCAUAAGUUAAUAGAAUCUCAUACAAAUCACACACAGGAAGGUUUGGUUGGGCGGUUGGGAGAGUUUGAGAUUGUCUGUGUGGUUGGUGUAUGACUCCGUCAUGUUCACUAAUCAUUUUGUUAAUAGUUUCAUGAUGUCUAUUGUAAUUUUCAUCGAUCAACUUGUUUAAAAGAUCUUCGAACCCCGAAUGUUUUUUUUGGACAUUAUAGUCUAAUACUACAAUUUUUUAUCACUA
Messenger RNA from Brassica napus (rape), 2470 nucleotides. Its product is annotated as dof zinc finger protein DOF5.4-like. Gene Ontology annotation, molecular function: DNA-binding transcription factor activity; DNA binding. Bases 139 to 1092 code for a protein of 317 amino acids. The record is from RefSeq and is a predicted model, not a curated record. Gene Ontology annotation, biological process: regulation of DNA-templated transcription. Lineage: Eukaryota; Viridiplantae; Streptophyta; Magnoliopsida; Brassicales; Brassicaceae. The transcript has a single exon.